UUGAUUACAGGGACCUGCCUUCAAGUUCUAGAGUUCCUUGGUGGAGCUUUUUUGAAGCCAGAGGUUUCCUGUGGGAAAUAGCUACUGGGAGAGGAAGUACCUAGUCUGGAACUCCCCAUCACCAGAGUAUACUGCCAGAACUCUCUUUGAUCCCUGCCAGAAAGUUUUCCAUCAAAUGUUGAUGAAGUCUGUGUGAAAUGAGAAGAUUCAAUUUAUAUUCCUUUUCCUGAGAGCAAUGCUUGUAGAAGGAACCAACAAAUAACUCAGGAAAGAGCUAUGCUUGCUGGGACAGCAGGGAGAGGACUAUUUGGGGGUGAUAAAUGGGUGAGAAGAUCUUUGGGUCUAAGAACUUUGGAAAGGUAGAAGAUGGACACGAUUGUGAAGGACUUUGAACACUAAAAAGAGGAUUUUAAAAAGAGGAGCCACUGGAGCUGAUUGAAUGGUCAGACCUAUGCAUUAUGAAGAUAAGUUGGAGUGUGGACUGAAGUGGGAUGAGACUUGAGGUGGAUGGAAGCUUGUCUCAAUGAAGAGUUGCCUCCUACUACAGAACUGGAAGAGGGGCUAAGGAAUGGCGUUUACCUUGCUAAACUUGGAAACUUCUUCUCUCCCAAAGUGGUGUCCUUGAAGAAGAUUUAUGAUCGGGAGCAAACCAGAUAUAAGGCAACUGGCCUUCACUUUCGACAUACUGAUAAUGUGAUUCAGUGGCUGAAUGCAAUGUCAGAGAUUGGACUGCCUAAGAUUUUUUACCCUGAAACCACAGAUAUCUAUGAUCGAAAGAACAUGCCACGCUGUAUCUACUGCAUCCAUGCACUCAGCUUAUACCUGUUCAAACUGGGGCUGGCUCCUCAGAUUCAAGACCUGUAUGGCAAGGUUGACUUCACAGAGGAAGAGAUCAACAACAUGAAGAGUGAGCUGGAGAAGUAUGGGAUUCAGAUGCCAGCCUUCAGUAAAAUUGGGGGAAUUCUGGCCAAUGAGCUCUCUGUGGACGAAGCAGCAUUGCACGCAGCUGUUAUUGCCAUCAAUGAAGCCAUUGAGCGGAGAAUUCCUGCUGAUACAUUUGUGGCUUUGAAAAACCCCAAUGCUAUGCUGGUAAAUCUUGAAGAGCCAUUGGCCUCCACUUACCAGGACAUACUUUAUCAGGCUAAGCAUGACAAGAUGGCAAAUGCUAAAAACAGGACUGAAGACUCUGAAAGAGAAAGGGAUGUGUACGAGGAGCUGUUGACUCAGGCGGAAAUUCAGGGAAAUGUAAACAAAGUCAAUACAUAUUCUUCAUUAGCCAAUGUGGACCUGGCUUUAGAGCAGGGAGAUCCAUUGGCUUUAUAUCAGGCACUAUCAUCCCCAGCUCUGGGUCUUCAAGCUCUGCAUCAGGACAACUGUGAUUGGUACUUGAAGCAACUCCUAAAUGAGAAGCAGCAGAAGAAGCAGAGUGGAGUGAUUGGUCCAUUGCAGAAGGAGGACCUGCAGGCUGGAGUGGAUGCUGCUAACCGUGCAGCCCUUCAGUAUCAGAAAAGGUUGGCAGCAGUGACUUCAAUUAAUUCUGCAAUCCGAAGGGGUGUUGCUGAAAAGACUGUGUCAGAGCUGAUGAAUCCUGAGGCCCAGUUGCCACAGGUGUAUCCUUUUGCUGCUGAACUUUACCAGAGAGAGUUGGCUACUUUACAGCAGCAAAGCCCUGAUCAUAAUCUUACCCAUCCUGAACUGUCAGUUGCAGUUGAGAUGUUGUCAUCAGUGGCUUUAAUCAAUCGGGCUUUGGAAUCAGGAGAUAGAAAUACUGUCUGGAAACAACUGAGCAGCUCAGUUACAGGUCUUACUAAUAUUGAAGAAGAAAAUUCCCAGAGGUACAUUGAUGAACUGAUGAAGUUGAAAGCACAGGCACAUGCUGAGGAUAAUGAGUUCAUCACAUGGAAUGACAUUCAGGCUUCCCUAGACCUUGUGAACAUGAUGGUACAAGAGGAAAAUGAACGAAUCUUAGCAAUUGGCUUAAUUAAUGAAGCAUUGGAUGAAGGAGAUGCCAGAAAGACUCUGCAGGCCUUGCAGAUUCCUUCAGUCAAACUUGAGGGAGUACAUGCUCAUGUUGCCCAGCAUUACCAAGAUACACUGAUUCGAGCCAAGCGAGAGAAAGCCCAGGAAAUUCAGGAUGAAUCAGCUGUGCUAUGGCUGGAUGAAAUUCAAAAUGGGAUCUGGCAGGCAAACAGAGACACAGAAGAGGCACAAAAAUUUGCCUUAGGAGUUUUGGCUAUUAAUGAAGCAGUUGAUUCUGGUGAUGUUGCCCAGACCCUCAGUGCCCUUCGUUCUCCUGAUGUUGGCCUGUAUGGAGUCACCCCUGAAUGUGCCGAAUCUUAUCAGAGAGACCUUGAAGAUAUGAAGAAGAAAAAACUUGCAGCAGGCGACAAUAAUAGCAAGUGGAUGAAGCACUGGGUGAAAGGCGGGUACCAUUAUUACCACCACUUGGAAACCAAAGAAGGCGGGUGGGAUGAGCCCCCAGGCUUUGUGCAAAAUACAACCCAACUCUCUCGGGAGGAGAUCCAGAGUUCCAUCUCUGGGGUGACAGCUGCCUACAACCGGGAACAAUUGUGGCUGGCCAACGAGAGCCUAAUCACCAAGCUUCAGGCUUCUUGUCGUGGGUACCUAGUUCGUCAGGAUUUUAGGUCCCGGAUGAAUUUCCUCAAGAAGCAAGUCCCUGCUAUCAUUUGCAUUCAGUCUCAGUGGCGGGGGUACAAGCAAAAGAAGGCAUAUCAAGAUCGUUUAGGAUACCUCCACUCUCAUAAAGAUGAAGUUAUAAAGAUUCAGUCCCUGGCAAGAAUGCAUCAAGCUAGAAAGCGCUAUAAAGACAGGUUACAGUAUUUCAGAGACCAUAUAAAAGAAAUAAUAAAAAUCCAGGCCUUUAUUCGGGCAAACAAAGCUCGGGAUGACUACAAAACACUCAUCAAUGCUGAGGAUCCCCCUAUGGUGGUUGUCCGAAAGUUCGUACAUCUUUUGGAUCAGAAUGACCAGGAUUUUCAAGAGGAACUUGAUCUCAUGAAGAUGAGGGAGGAGGUUGUGACCCUCAUCCGAGCCAAUCAACAGUUGGAAAAUGACCUGAAUCUCAUGGAUAUCAAGAUUGGACUUUUAGUAAAAAAUAAAAUCACAUUACAGGAUGUGGUUUCCCAUAGCAAAAAACUUACCAAGAAGAAUAAAGAGCAGUUGUCAGACAUGAUGAUGUUGAACAAACAGAGGGGAGGUCUUAAGGCUCUGAGCAAAGAGAAGAGAGAGAAAUUGGAAGCUUAUCAGCACCUGUUUUAUCUGUUGCAGACCAACCCCACAUAUCUGGCCAAGCUGAUUUUCCAGAUGCCCCAGAACAAGUCCACAAAGUUCAUGGAUUCUGUGAUCUUCACAUUGUACAACUAUGCCUCCAACCAGCGAGAAGAGUACCUGCUGCUGCGUCUUUUUAAGACUGCCCUCCAGGAAGAGAUCAAAUCAAAGGUAGAUCAGAUUCAAGAGAUUGUGACUGGAAAUCCUACAGUUAUUAAAAUGGUUGUGAGCUUCAACCGGGGGGCUCGGGGCCAGAAUGCCCUGCGACAGAUUCUGGCUCCUGUCGUGAAGGAGAUCAUGGAUGACAAAUCCCUCAACAUCAAAACUGAUCCUGUGGAUAUUUACAAGUCUUGGGUUAAUCAGAUGGAGUCUCAAACAGGAGAAGCAAGUAAACUGCCAUAUGAUGUGACCCCUGAGCAGGCGCUAUCUCAUGAAGAAGUGAAGACACGGCUUGACUCUUCAAUUAGGAAUAUGAGGGCGGUGACUGAUAAAUUCCUCUCUGCUAUAGUCGGCUCUGUGGACAAAAUCCCUUAUGGAAUGCGCUUCAUUGCCAAGGUUCUGAAGGAUUCACUGCAUGAGAAAUUCCCAGAUGCUGGUGAGGAUGAGCUCCUAAAGAUUAUCGGUAACCUACUCUACUACCGGUAUAUGAAUCCAGCCAUCGUGGCUCCUGAUGCUUUUGACAUCAUUGACCUCUCAGCAGGAGGCCAGCUCACCACAGAUCAACGAAGAAACCUGGGUUCUAUUGCAAAGAUGCUCCAACAUGCAGCCUCCAAUAAGAUGUUUUUGGGAGAUAAUUCUCACCUAAGCAUAAUUAAUGAAUAUCUCUCUCAUUCCUACCAGAAAUUCAGACGUUUCUUUCAAGCUGCAUGUGAUGUGCCAGAGCUACAGGAUAAAUUUAAUGUUGAUGAGUAUUCUGAUUUAGUGACUGUCACCAAGCCAGUUAUCUACAUUUCUAUUGGUGAAAUCAUCAAUACCCACACAUUGCUUUUAGAUCACCAGGAUGCCAUUGCCCCUGAACAUAAUGAUCCCAUCCAUGAGCUACUGGAUGAUCUUGGGGAAGUGCCUACCAUUGAAUCCCUUAUAGGGGAAGGUUCUGGUAAUUUAAAUGACCCGAAUAAGGAGGUGCUGGCUAAGACAGAAGUAUCUCUCACACUGACGAACAAAUUUGAUGUGCCCGGAGAUGAAAAUUCAGAAAUGGAUGCUCGGACCAUCUUGCUUAAUACAAAGCGUUUAAUUGUGGAUGUCAUCCGGUUCCAACCAGGAGAGACACUAACUGAGAUCCUUGAAACACCUACUACCAGUGAACAGGAAACAGAACAUCAAAGAGCUAUGCAGAGGCGAGCUAUUCGUGAUGCCAAAACUCCUGACAAGAUGAAAAAAGCCAAAUCUUUUAAGGAAGAUAGUAACCUGAGCCUCCAAGAGAAGAAGGAGAAGAUCCAGUCGGGUUUAAAGAAGCUGGUAGAACUGGGGACAGUAAACCCAAAGAACAGAUACCAGGAAUUGAUCAAUGAUAUUGCCAAGGACAUCCGGAAUCAGCGGAGGUAUAGGCAGAGGAGAAAAGCUGAACUGGUUAAAUUGCAGCAGACCUACAAUGCUUUGAACUCCAAGGCCACAUUUUAUGGCGAGCAAGUGGAUUAUUAUAAAAGUUACAUCAAAACAUGCUUGGAUAACUUGGCCAGCAAGGGCAAAGUGUCUAAAAAGCCAAGAGAGAUGAAAGGAAAGAAAAGUAAAAAAAUCUCCCUGAAAUACACAGCUGCACGACUACAUGAGAAAGGAGUUCUUCUGGAAAUCGAGGACCUGCAAGUGAAUCAGUUUAAAAAUGUGAUAUUUGAAAUCAGCCCAACAGAGGAAGUCGGAGACUUCGAAGUGAAAGCCAAAUUUAUGGGAGUUCAGAUGGAGACUUUCAUGUUACACUAUCAGGAUCUCCUACAGCUGCAAUAUGAAGGGGUUGCUGUCAUGAAACUGUUUGAUAGGGCAAAAGUCAAUGUCAACCUCCUGAUUUUCCUUCUCAAUAAGAAGUUCUAUGGGAAGUAAUUGAUGAUUGGCCUUAUGUGCAGAGGACCAGAAGACCAAGGGAAAAAGGAUUCCCCGAUGACUGCCUCGUGAUAUUCUUUGCCCAGUGGAGCCAGAGACCCUCCCAAUGCCAAACUGCAUCUCCUCCCUCUUUGGGAUCUUCUGUAACUCAGGCUUCGGGUUCCUUCAUUUAGGGGUUUGAGAGGAAACUUAAACCCCUAAAAACCAUUUCCCAUAUGCUAUUAGACUCAGUGGUUACUUGGAUAUAUUUUGAGCCUAGGGUUCGGUUCUUAUUACUUAUGUAGAUGGACGAUAUUAGCACUAGUUACAAAAAAACUUACAGCUUUUUAUAUAUAUGUACAUGCAGAGACCAGUUAAUGGCUUAGACUCUAAUCAUUAGGAGACUAGAUUGAAGCUAAGUUGUGUUUUUUGUCCUCUAAGACAUAAUGCUAUGGGAAAUGUGUUCACAUUUGAUCUUUGCCAUUGUAGUUCCUUUGUGCAGUAGCCAGGGGUAGAGGGUAUUCUGCCUAGGGAGCUUGGGGGGCGGGGGAUCUAAGGGGGGAAAACUGUCUAUGUAUUCCUCUUGUAUUUGGACCACCUGGUCAGUUUUGUUGUCUGGGUUUGAGUAGCUUCCAUUUAUAUUUACACACACACACACACACACACACACACACACACACACACACACACACGUCCAUUUUUUUGGAAGGAUCCAGUUGAUAAAAUACUUCUGUAUCCAGGAAUGGACCAAGUUCCUGUUUGGUUUCUUUUUCAGUUCUGGUGCCCACCUAGGCAUAUACAAUUAGGCCAGUUUAGGAAGGCACCCAACCCUAUCGCUUAGUGAACGGUUUUAGAUCUAACAUUAAGCAUCCUAACUAGAUUCCUUCAUGAUUUUGGUUUGUUGCUUUAAGGUGCCUUAUUAACAUAGAUAAAUCUAAAUACUUAAGGGAUUUCUUUAUGGUUGCUCACCUGCAGAUAAAUAUAUGUAUAUUUUUUUUAAUUAAUAAAAUAAGGGGUAUAGGAUAUUUUAAAGAUUUAUAUAAUGCUUCAGAAACCUUUAGAGUGCUUGUAAGAAAAGUAAUUUUUUAAUAAAAAAAAUCAAACAAACCCUAGCCUAUCUGCAUAUCUGAAAUCUUAGAAAUUUUCUCAUAGCCACAACACUAGAGGACUUAUUUGCAGAACUGCAGAGGGAUAGCCCUGCCUUAAUGUAAAUUGAACCAAAACCAAAAUAUGCCAGCUCAACACAUAAUUUACUGUAUUUUAAACCCUGAUUCUUACACUGGUUUCUCAUUUUCCUGUUUUUGCAGACUACAUUAUUAUAUUUAAUGAUGAACUCUGCUUUUAAGGGUCUUUAGUCCUAAAAAUUAAGCCUUCAAAAAGAAAGCAUGGAUGGAUGAGGUCUGUCUGGGAAUAAUAUAUAUGAUUUAAAAAACAAAACAAAACCUGUCUUUAGGAAUACAUCACUAAAAUCAUGCCAUCUUCUAUUGUUUUGGUUCAAUAUUCCUUAAGUAUAAAACUGUCUGAAACCCAGUUUAAGCAGCAUUUUAAUGCACACACAAAUCCUUCACUGAAACAUUUUUAUGAAUAUUUUGAAAUUGGCCGAUGUGUUUUUCUAGUGAACCAUGUUAAGAAAUAGCCAUUGGUUACUAGUUGUGCAAUAUUCUUGUUGCAGUUGUAAAUAUCAGAGAAUUAUUUUUUAGUACCUAUUUAAGUACUUUAAACAUUUCAGGACAUCGAAGAGAUGGGAGAUUUAGGCAAAGAAAAUUUUAACCAUAGAACUAGAGAAGGGAUAAAUUAUAAUAACUCAACGGGAAUUCUCUAUUGCCAAGAUUUGUGGCUAUCUUAAACUGUUUUUUUUUUAAUAAAGGCAUUUUACUCAUUAAACAAGUAAACUAGCAAUUACACAAAUAGCCUCAAAAACUGGAAUCAAAGUUCCCAUCUUUCUUCUCACAUAAAAGGGUAUUACUCUCUUUUUGGCCCCAUCCUGGGCCUGAAACUGCAAUGAUGACCCAGUCUAUAAAGGACACUAUUAUAAAAGGGACACUUGGAUUAUUUGUAAAAAUUACUUGUUCACCUAAUACAAUCUUUGAUGUGAAACAUCAAGCACAAAACCUUCAGAGUUAAAGAAUUUAUAGGGAUAAUAUUUAAAACAAUUUUAAUAUAUUGGAGAAAACUGAUAAAUUUUCAAAUCUUGACAUUGAAACUUUGUAGCUUUUAUUACUGUUUUAUUUAUUAGUCAUAGGAUUCUUCCGGCUCCUUUCUCCCUCUUGGGCCAACUUCUCCUUGCCAGCCAUCAUGACAUUUGUUGCAAAUUUGUUUCCUCCCUGGAAUUUGGGCUGCUUAUUCCAUUUGUUGGCACAAAAAAAUUGUCUUUUGUAUAUCUCAACCAAAUAAAAGGUCAUUUGUUCA
Monodelphis domestica (gray short-tailed opossum) is the source of this 7710-nucleotide messenger RNA. NCBI's taxonomy places the organism in Eukaryota, Metazoa, Chordata, Mammalia, Didelphimorphia, Didelphidae. The record is from RefSeq and is a predicted model, not a curated record.